CCCACGGCACUGUUGCUGUACCCACAUGCGGAUGAUCCUAUGGUAGUACUAUCGGGUUUCGGCUAUGUUAUGAUGACGCUGCUUUCUAAAAAGAAUCGAUUCUGUGAGGCUGGGAGGAUCCGUUGUUCUGGACCGCGAAACCCUGCAUAAAAGUAGUCGUGUGCCAGGGCCACGCCAGAUAUAUUGUACACCUGCAACCACCUUGUGCGCCACGAACCGUUGAACUGGUGUAACAAUCACAAAGUUUUUUUUUCUUUCUUUCUCUUUUUUCCUUUCCUCCCUUGUCUACUUGGUAUAGGAAGAACUGAAGCUAUCUGAACGGCAAGGACAUCGCCUGCUGAACCAACCAUAACCAUACCAUACAGAGAAACCUUGCGGCGUGGAGGAAGAGAGAAAAGAGAUCCAUUGCGUGCGACACACAAGAAGUUUCCUGCCUUGCAGUAACUGAUCAAGUGCAGAGAUGCUGGUCUCGAGGUCGAUAUGGGCAGCAGCAAGCACGGCUCUACUGGCCGCCAGCCUCUCCGCAGCACAGACAAGCACGUCUUGCAAUCCCACCGAGACGACAUGCGAUCCCGAUGAGGCGCUGGGGAUGGAGGUGGAUGUGGACUUUACGCAGGGCGAGGUCAACUCGUUCACGGCCAGCGGCGGCACGCCUACCUACGGCUCCGACGGGGUGACCAUGACCAUCACGGAGGAGGGCGACGCGCCUCAGCUCAACUCGGUCUUCUACAUCAUGUUCGGCAAGGUGGAGAUCACCAUGAAGUGCGCCAACGGCACGGGCAUCGUCAGCUCCGUGGUCCUGCAGUCGGACGACCUGGACGAGAUCGACAUGGAGAUGCUGGGCGUGGCCAACGAGGAGAUGCAGACCAUGUACUUUGGCAAGGGCGAGCGAGCCUCGGACGCCGAGGUCACCGUCACCACGCCCGAUAACCAGGCCGACUUCGUCACCUACACCGUCGACUGGACCGCCGACCGCAUCAUCUGGUCCGUCGCCGGCUCCCAGGUCCGCCUGCUCGAGUACGCCGACGCCGACGGCUACUACCCGCAGACCCCCAUGCAGCUCAAGGUCGGCGUGUGGGCCGGCGGCGACCCCAGCAACGCAGAGGGCACCAUCUCGUGGGCCGGCGGCGAGACCGACUACUCGGACGGGCCCUUCUCCAUGGUCGUGCAGAGCCUGGUCGUCACCGACUACUCCACGGGAACCGAGUACAAGUACGGCAACGAGUCGGGCCUCUGGCAGAGCAUCGAGAGCGUCGGUGGUGAGAUCAACGCCAAUGCCGACGACGCCGCCACCGUCACCAGCAUCAGCGGUGCCUCCUCCACGGGCACCUCGGACUUCCCCGCCAGCGGUAUCGCUGGGGCCACCGCCACCUCCACCAUAGAGGUGUCGUCGAUCCCCAGCGGCUGGCACAUGACCUCGGAGGGCAAGAUUGUGCCGAAUGGAGGAGCAACUACCAUAAGCGCUCCACACACCGCACUUUUAUGCGGCCCCCUCAGCUUCCUCAUCCUCACGGCACUGUUUGGCCGCUGGUGAUGAAUGGCUCUUCCUCCUCCUUUGCAACAAAGGACUUCAAGAAGCCUCAUGGGGAGGCGAAAAAGAUACACACGACCGAACGACGUGGUCAAAAUUUGUACGAUGGAACGAUCUCGCAUGUAUAUACAAAACGAAUUGUACUAGCGAUACAGCAGGCAAGGGGUCAGCUGAUACGACAUAGAGUGGUCUUUGCAUGGACGGCGUUGAGGACAGGAUUUUUUUAUAGACGCGAUACCACAAGGCCUUGCGAAAGAGUGGUCUGCAUCCAGUGUUUCAGAGCAAGACACACUUACACAUUACUACAAAGUACAUAAAACAAAUAUCCUAAUAAUGCACAAAUCAGGAGAGAACCUGUCGUUAUAUCAUUUCACCUUUUAAUCAUCGAAUCCAAGAGUACUCAUGCUCGACACAACAUCAUCGACAUCUCUCUCGACCCUGCUGCUAUACCCCACACUGAAUGUGCGCUUAUACGUGCCACUUGUAUUUGAGUCAUGCCUCUUGGUCUCCGGCACCUUGUCAGACAGUGUGCGUUGGGCAUCCUUCCUGACGAACUCAACCAUGUGGUUCAGAAUAUCCUCGCGCCUCUUGAACGCCUCCCUCUCCCCAAACAUGGCCUGGUCCGUGUAGACAUCCGGCACGCGCCAGUUGACAUACAGGUUCCGAUGCGUCUGCCGGACCUGGAACCCGUCGCUCACGGCGCGAAAGUAAUAAUCACACAGCCGACACGUCGGCUUGCUGGUGCCGAUGUACCUGUAUCCUUCAAAGAACCGGGACGAGUGCAGGUCGCGCACCUCCGGGUCGUUGACGAUGGACUCGUGGACCAGGAUCUCGGCGUGCACGAUGGGCUUGAACGAGUCCUUGCUGGUCUGCGCGCGGAUGUUGGCGUCCAGCUGGAACUGCUGCAGCUCCUCGGCGCCGCUGAGGGACGACGCCAGGCCGGCCGCGCCCAGGGCGGACGACAUGCGCCCGAUGAUCUCAGCGGCCGUGGCGUUCUUGCGGCUGCGCAUGAUCGGGUUGGGCGCGGGCCGCGACGAGGGCAGGCACACGACCUGGAAGUCGUAGAAGAGC
Messenger RNA from Cryphonectria parasitica EP155, 2602 nucleotides. RefSeq names its product family 16 glycoside hydrolase. Gene Ontology annotation, molecular function: hydrolase activity, hydrolyzing O-glycosyl compounds; glycosyltransferase activity. Gene Ontology annotation, cellular component: fungal-type cell wall. NCBI's taxonomy places the organism in Eukaryota, Fungi, Ascomycota, Sordariomycetes, Diaporthales, Cryphonectriaceae. The transcript is spliced from 3 exons. Gene Ontology annotation, biological process: carbohydrate metabolic process; fungal-type cell wall organization. The record is from RefSeq and is a predicted model, not a curated record. The coding region runs from base 461 to 1534 and encodes 357 amino acids.